Molecule: messenger RNA, 1332 nt
Organism: Papilio xuthus (Asian swallowtail)
Lineage: Eukaryota; Metazoa; Arthropoda; Insecta; Lepidoptera; Papilionidae
Product: alpha-(1,3)-fucosyltransferase C
Exons: 2
Coding region: 1-1332 (443 amino acids)
Cellular component (GO): membrane
Molecular function (GO): fucosyltransferase activity
Source: RefSeq, a predicted model, not a curated record
AUGCUGAAGACAGAAACAUUUGCGAAGCUGUUCUUUCUAGUCAGUUGUACUGGCCUUUUGAUGUAUGUAGUUUUAGCUUUUUAUACAUUCCAUACAGCGUACACAUCGAUAUCUCAAGUACAAAAGUUCCGUGAACGAAUACAAAAUAAUUCAACAACUGAUGCUUUACUAGAAGACAGAUUUACUAAUGAUUUAAAAUACAUACUUCUAUGGCCGAUAGCUAAUGUUACAAAUAAAUUAGUUGAAGACGGACAAAGUGUAUUCAUAAAUUACAAUUGUACGUAUAUUAAUUGUUACUUAACAAGUAAUAAAUAUCUUUUAAAUGGAGAUUACAGAAAUUUCGAAGCUAUAAUUCUAAAUGCGAGUAUUUUUACUACUUGGGAUGAAAAGAAUAUACCGGACAGAAGAUCGGCGAGACAGAAAUUUGUUUUUUAUAGCGAAUUACCAUCAGAUUCAGCACCUAUGUGCAAUAUAUGUGCUGAGAAUUAUUUCAACUGGACAUGGACGUAUAAAUUAAGUUCUGAUAUACUCAGACCUUUAAUUGAAGUAAGGAAUUUAAAAAAUGAAAUUGUAGCACCAAAUGAAAAUGUUAAAUGGUUAACUGAAGUUACUGAUUCAAGGAAAUCAAAUAAAAACUUUGAAAUGGGACGAACUAAGAAAGAUGUCGCAUGUAUUAUUAAUAAUUGUCAUACUAAAAAUGAUACUAUUGAAUAUGCGAAAAAAUUAAAAUCAAUCUUAGAUCAAAAAGCACUUGUUGUAGAUAUAUAUGGAUGUGAAUUUCUAAAAUGUUCUAAUGAUUGUUUGAAUGAAAUUAAAAAUAAUUAUUACUUUUAUUUAGUGCAUGAAGAUAGUUUCGCGAUUGAUUAUGUUAGUGCUGAAGUUAUUAAGGCGUAUGAUUCUGGUGCAAUUCCAAUUAUUAUGGGAGGCGCAAAUUAUCAGAAAUUUCUUCCCGAUGGAUCAUACAUAAACGCACGCAAUCUAACUGUUUAUAAAUUAGCAGAAACAAUUGAAUCUAUAAUUGAAAGUCCAUCCAAAUACAACAGUUUUCACAGUUGGCGGCAACAUUAUGUUAUCAAACGAACAAGACAACUUGAAGGUAUAUGCGAUUUAUGCAGCAAUCUUAAUAACAAAAGAUUAUUUAAAACGAGAACAGCUGUUCGAAAUUUUAGACAUUGGUGGUACUAUGGUUCUAAAUUUGAAAAUUGUAAAAUAGAACCAGAUCCAUCUGAACGUACACGACUUACAUUGAAAGAAUCUGAUCUCAAAUCUUAUUUUUACGGUCUUAAAAAGAAAUAUCGCUUACAAUCCAAAGAUGAUUAUAUGUAUUCAUAA